Rhodamnia argentea is the source of this 2087-nucleotide messenger RNA. Its product is annotated as zinc finger CCCH domain-containing protein 64. Gene Ontology annotation, cellular component: post-mRNA release spliceosomal complex. Gene Ontology annotation, molecular function: RNA lariat debranching enzyme activator activity; metal ion binding. The record is from RefSeq and is a predicted model, not a curated record. Lineage: Eukaryota; Viridiplantae; Streptophyta; Magnoliopsida; Myrtales; Myrtaceae. The coding region runs from base 64 to 1875 and encodes 603 amino acids. The transcript is spliced from 10 exons. Gene Ontology annotation, biological process: mRNA splicing, via spliceosome.
CUCCCUCUGCGCUUCGCCAUUUCUACUGCGCUUGCUGCUUCUCUGCCUUCCUCGCUAGUUUCAAUGGCUCCUCCGAGAAUUCUCCUCUGCGGAGACGUCCGCGGCCGACUCAACCAGCUCUUCAAGCGCGUCUCCUCGGUGAACAAAUCUGCUGGCCCGUUCGACGCGCUGCUCUGCGUGGGCCAGUUCUUCCCCGACGCGUCGGAGUUACUCGAGGAGUUCGCGGACUACGUGGAAGGUCGGUCGCCGGUUCCUCUCCCGACUUUCUUCAUCGGCGACUACGGCAUUGGAGCUCCGAAGGUGCUGUCGGCCGCUUCGAGGAGUCACGCCAACUUAGGGUUUAAGAUGGACGGUUUGAAGAUAUGCGAGAAUUUGUAUUGGUUGAAGGGGAGUGGCAAGUUCACGCUUCAUGGGUUAUCUGUGGCUUACAUAUCUGGUAGGCACUCUUUGGAUGGUCAACAAUUGGGAACAUACAGUCAAGAUGAUGUCGAUGCCAUGCGAGCGUUAGCUGAGGAGCCUGGAGUUAUUGACAUAUUCUUAAGUAAUGAGUGGCCAAGUGGCGUCACAAAUAGAGCUGCACAGACAGAUGUUCCUCCUGGAAUAUCCGAGGCUUUUGGCAGCGACUCUACAAUUGCGGAGAUAGUAGCAGAGAUUAAACCACGUUACCAUAUUGCUGGCACUAAGGGUGUAUUCUACGCGCGCGAACCUUACUCUAAUACUGAUGCUGUUCAUUUCACCCGCUUUAUCGGUCUUGCUCCUGUUGGAAACAAAGAAAAACAGAAAUUCAUCCAUGCACUUUCUCCUACUCCGGCAGCUACGAUGUCCUCCUCUGAGAUGAGCAUGAAACCUCUAAACACAACCUUGUCUCCAUUUACAUCGGUAGAGCAAACUGCUGGUGCAAAGGAAGCAGGAAAGAGGACUGCAGACGAUAAUAAAGAUGCUCAAUAUUGGAGAUAUGAUGUCUCCCAAAAACGUCAAAAACAUGCUGUUGGUGACGGUGAUAGGCUAUGUUUCAAGUAUUUGUCGUCUGGGACUUGUCCACGAGGUGAAAAAUGCAACUUCCGACAUGAUACAGAUGCAAGGGAACAAUGCCGAAGAGGGGUUUGUUUUGAUUUUCUUAACAAAGGGAAAUGUGAAAGGGGUCCCGACUGCACCUUUAAGCACAGUUUGCAGGAGGAAGAUGAAAGCGGUUCUCAGAAUGGAAAUAGGUCUAGAGGUGCUAGUGUUAACAGGUCAAAAGAAUGCUGGUUUUGUUUAUCGAGCCCGAAUGUGGAGUCUCACCUGAUCAUCAGCGUGGGAGAAAUAUACUACUGUGCACUGCCCAAGGGACCAUUAGUUGAAGAUCACGUGCUGAUAAUACCUAUUGAGCAUUCCCCAAAUACUCUUUCUUUGCCUUCAGAAAGUGAAACAGAGCUUAACAGAUUUCAGAACUGCCUGAAGAUUUAUCACAAGAAUCGACAGAAGGAAGUUGUAUUCUUUGAGUGGGUCUCCAAACGCGGUACUCAUGCUAAUCUUCAGGCUAUUCCUGUUCCAUCAUCUAGAGCAGCUGCUCUUCAGAGUAUUUUUAGUUUGGCUGCUGAGAAGUUGGGAUUUAAGUUUAAUAUCUCGAGUGCUGAUGGUAGAAGAAUGUUGAGAACAAAGUUUGACGGUAAAUACAGUCUCUUUUACGUGGAGUUACCUGAAGGAACUGUACUAUCACAUAUAGUGGAGGACAACGAGAAUUUUCCUGCUCAAUUUGGACGCGAGGUGGUUGCAGGUUUGCUGAACGUGGCAGAUAAGGCUGAUUGGAGGAAAUGUGCACUAAGCAAAGAAGAAGAAAUCAAAUUAGCCGAAGAAUUCAAGCGACAAUUCGCGGCAUUCGACCCCAAUACAUGAUUCUGGCACUGAGGGUCAACCGCAGCACAUGUCUUCCAUCGUUCAUUUAUGAUAAAGACCUGGGAGUUCCGAGACAACCUCAGUGGGAUGUUCUGCAAAGAGCUGACAAAAGAUGAAAAUUCUGGAGGUCGAUUCUUGUUGGGCCACGACCUUCAGGUCUCGAGCAUGCAGAGGGGAGUUCUUUAUAAUAUUAUUUGCAGAUGAAUGUGGCU